Molecule: messenger RNA, 1140 nt
Organism: Haemonchus placei
Lineage: Eukaryota; Metazoa; Nematoda; Chromadorea; Rhabditida; Trichostrongylidae
Source: the annotation of a GenBank genome assembly
AUGCGGCUGAUGGGCUGCGUUUCUGGCGCUGGCGCGGACGCGGAAGGCCGCGAAGCGCGGAAAGUCAACAAGCAGAUCGAGGAGCAGCUCGCCAAGGACAAGCAGGUCAUGCGCGCCACGCAUCGACUUCUCUUACUUGGUGCUGGUGAGAGUGGUAAAAGCACAAUUGUGAAACAGAUGCGAAUAUUGCACAUCAACGGCUUCAGCGAGGCUGAAAAAAUGGAGAAAAUCAAGGAUAUCCGAAGAAAUAUACGUGAUUCCAUGCAGGUAAUUCUGCGCGCGAUGGGCACGAUCGAUCCGCGAGUGUUCCUGGACGAUCCAAGCACUCAGGCGAGCAUGGACUAUGUGUUGAACUGUGUAAACGAAGUGGAUGGGGAAUUUUCACAGGAAUUCUAUGACCAUGUCGCGAAGUGUUGGGCUGACAAGGGUGUGCAGGCGUGUUACGAACGAAGCAGCGAAUACCAACUAAUUGACUGUGCAAAAUACUUCUUGGAUAAGAUUGAUGUUGUUCGUCAACCAAACUACGAUCCGUCAGAGCAGGACAUACUUCGUUGCCGUGUUAUGACGACAGGUAUUUUCGAAACCAAGUUUGAGGUGGAUAAAGUUCGUUUCCACAUGUUUGAUGUCGGUGGUCAGCGUGACGAAAGACGAAAAUGGAUUCAAUGCUUCAAUGAUGUUACGGCUAUCAUCUUUGUUUGCGCAUCAUCAUCGUACAAUCUUGUUCUUUGGGAAGAUAGCACACAAAAUCGAUUGCGAGAAUCGCUGUCUCUGUUUAAAAAUAUUUGGAAUAAUCGCUGGUUGAAAACGAUUUCAGUCAUUUUGUUCUUGAAUAAGCAGGACUUGUUAUCAGAAAAGAUCAAGGCAAAGCGGUACCUACUUGAGUCAUACUUUCCCGAGUUUGCUAACUACCAGUUACCAUCCGAUGCUGUAUUUGAUGCAGCAGAUGAUAAAGACGUAGUACGAGCAAAGUACUUCAUCCGGGGAGAGUUUUUGCGAAUCUCAACGGCUGCCGGUGACGGUCGACAUCACUGCUAUCCACACUUUACGUGUGCUGUUGACACGGAGAAUAUUCGGCGGGUGUUCAACGACUGUCGCGAUAUCAUUCAGCGCAUUCAUCUUCGGCAAUACGAGCUUUUGUAG